UUGGCAAUGACUAUCCUUGCCACCUCUUGCGCUCUUCACUCUUCCAGAAAAUGUGUAUAAAGCCAGCGAUCGCAUCACACCCAUUUUUCAUUGGCCUCACCCAGCGACAUACGCACAAGUCUGACUAUCGCCACAUCAUUUUCCAUGAACUCCAAGGAUGGUCGGAGAUCAGCCUCAUCAUCACAACAUGAGUACACUUUGGGCAACCAAGCUUGAGCUUGCUGCUCAAGUGGGAGCCUACCCUUACCAGGGCGGCAAGUUCGCUGAUCUCGAGCCGGUCUUUCAAUUCCUCAUCUCCUCCUACCCUAACGAAACCUGCGGUACGAUCGCAGACGAUGAUUGGGCGGCCCCGUUCAUCGAUCCAGGAAAUGCGCUGGUUCAGCAGGCUAAGGACGCAAAAACAUCUGGCAAUAAUGCAACAUCAUACGAAUACUUUCUCCGUGCCCAAGCUCUAUUCCGCAUUUCCCACUUUCCUUGGAUCGGCCCUGGCAGCACUUCUAAAUUGAAGCUACAGACGUUCAAUUCAUCUAAAGAUGCACUCAAGAGUGCCAUGGACGUCGCCCACAACAUCACCUUUGAAGAGGUUUCGCUCGCCUACAACAACAGUUUAAAACUCUAUCCCGACGCUCGGGAUGACUUCGUCGUGUGGGCCUUCCGUCCAGCCACGACGGACAAGAAUGGAAAGAAGACUGCUCGAGCAGGUCCACUGCCUACAAUUUUGCUGAUCGCGGGUCUCGGGCUUAACAAACCCGAUCAGAUGGCCUCAAUCGCUCCGCUUUUGCGCUUCGGGUACGCCGUCGUUGUGAUGGAUAUGCCUGGCACGGGAGACGCGCCAAUCACGGGCCGCUACACUUACGCAGGCGCCGCAGGAGAAGGCACGCCGCCAUCUGAUACCAACCUAUGGUCCGCCGUCGUCGAAUAUCUUCAAAGCCAACCGCACCUCUACGAUGCAAAAAAGCUCUUCGUGCUUGGACUGUCCACCGCAGCGUACUGGACCUUCAAGUUAAUGUACCUCAUGGGCGAGCACUUCAUCGCUGGCGUCGGACAAGGCGGACCCGUACACUACACCUUUCAGGAAGACUGGCUCAAUGCGUCUCAGACUUUGAGCUAUCCGUGCAACCUUCCGGUCGCGCUAGGCCACGCUUUUGGCUAUGACGAUCCCGUAGAAUUCACUCGCGAGGCAUGGCAUUACAGUCUACUGAACCAGGGUCUUAUUGGUACUUUGCAGCCUGGGCAGAUUUUGUCUGUCAAUGGCUUCGACGACCUGGUCUUUCCGGUCGACGACAGCAUUCUGCUGGCGACAGCGUAUCCUCCGAUCGUGGCCAACGCCACCUCGCCCAUUUCUUCUGCAGCGCCUGCUCCGAUGCUCCGCUUGUUCCCUGGAGCGGAUAACACUGGUGAAGGAUGGGGCUUCCCGUACGUGGAACAAUUCUUUGAGCAGGCCAUCCACGGAUUCGGCUCUGGAUUCUCGACGAGCCUGACAACUCGGGGUACCAAUUCCCUCACUGCCACAAGUGGCGCAAGAAAUGCUGGGGCGCAUGACCACACACUCAGCCCUGCCGUGAUCCUCACGGUGGUCCUCUAUUCGCUAGCACGCAUCAUGGUGCUCUAGUCUGCAGGGCUUCAGCAACGGCGACACAAUCGCGCGCCAAUGUGAAAGCCAAAAAUAGCCGUCACAUACCACCAUCUUGAACAGAUCAAUCCGCGUUGACGCCGUCUGACGAUAUCCUGCUCAAGGAUGGAAUGUACAUUUACAUCCGUGUCAUUCAAACAUGACAGCUCUCUAUGGAAUCUACACAGUGUUCACAAUUCCCCCCGGUCGCAUACGUUCAACACGCCAACCUAUAGCUGUGCGAGUUCCAGCUCUCUACCAGGGCGCUCGUGGAAAGAAUUUGGGCUUGGACCUUGGAGCCUCCUUGUGCUCGGUCCCGCCGUGCAUUGUCCAAUCACAUGUACAUUAUCCAGGCGAAUGUGAUGACCACACAAAGCCGGCAACAAGUGCCAGAAAUCG
This is a messenger RNA of Tilletiaria anomala UBC 951, 2011 nucleotides long. RefSeq lists its product as uncharacterized. The record is from RefSeq and is a predicted model, not a curated record. NCBI's taxonomy places the organism in Eukaryota, Fungi, Basidiomycota, Exobasidiomycetes, Georgefischeriales, Tilletiariaceae. Bases 158 to 1612 code for a protein of 484 amino acids. The transcript is spliced from 7 exons.